AUGGCGAAUACCAGACUUCAAUACCGACGGCGAAAUCCAUACAACACACGGUCAAACAAAGUUCGCAUCAUUAAGACCCCGGGCGGCAACCUUCGAUACCUCCACAUCAAGAAGAAGGGAACGGCGCCAAAAUGUGGUGACUGCGGUAUCAAACUCCCAGGCAUUCCCGCCCUCCGACCCCGUGAAUAUUCCCAGAUCUCCCGCCCCAAGAAGUCAGUGUCCCGUGCUUAUGGCGGUUCCCGCUGCGGUGGUUGUGUCAAAGACCGGAUUGUCCGAGCCUUCCUUAUCGAGGAACAGAAGAUCGUUAAGAAAGUGCUGAAAGAAUCACAAGAGAAGGCUGCUUCUUCUUCGAUGAAGCGUUAA
Molecule: messenger RNA, 363 nt
Organism: Histoplasma mississippiense
Lineage: Eukaryota; Fungi; Ascomycota; Eurotiomycetes; Onygenales; Ajellomycetaceae
Product: 60S ribosomal protein L34
Exons: 4
Coding region: 1-363 (120 amino acids)
Biological process (GO): translation
Cellular component (GO): ribosome
Molecular function (GO): structural constituent of ribosome
Source: RefSeq, a predicted model, not a curated record